ACAGAUUCCACCGGAACUUUUUCCAAAUCAGUACGUUCGAGGUGUCACGGUGGCAGUGGCCAUCGCACGGCGGAGCUCUACCGCACCGAAAACCCAGUUCUCCAAUACCAUCUUCUCUCUCUCUCUCUCUUCAGGCUCGCGGUUCUGUUUUUCUUUUUCGAUUUCGAUGUGGCAGGUUCUACUGGCGGCGGCGGCGGCCGGAUCCACCGGACUAGUCGCAAAGCACAUUUGGAGCUCCGGUGCUAACCCUAACGACACUUCAGUUACAGAAAAGUCGAAGGAGUGUGAUGAGAGUUGCGGAGAUCAAGAGGAACCUGAUGACAUUUUGAAGUUCGAGGCUCCGAUCGAUACUAAAUUGGAGUCCCCGAUGGUCUCGAAUGGUCUGAAUGCGACUGCAAAUGAGGGGAUUUUUAGGUUUUCGAGUUCGGGUUCUCGUGGGGCGACGAGCUCUCGACUUGGAUCGAAGAAUUUGCGGAAGAAAACAAGGAGUCGGUGGCGUGGGGCGGGAAAAGAAGCUGGGGGUAAAAAUUUUGAAGCGGGGAAUUGUGCCAGAGAAUUGGUGAUGGAGCAAAAAAGGAGUUCGGGGAGGUUUUCUAUUUGUUUGAAGAAGAGGAGAACUAACAAGAAUUUGGGUUCUGCCAAGAGCCAAUCCUCCUGCUCUUCCAGUGAUGGCUCUUUAUUUCAUUGGGGACUUGGUGUUGGGAUUAUGUACAUGAUGUCAGCGGGAAAAGCAGAAAUAAAUAAGCUGAAUGUAACUGUGGACGAGACUGCAAAAGUUGUUCAAGAAUUAAAAUCAGAACUUUACAAGAGAAAAUAUUCGCGUCAUGUGCAGGAUGGCAAAGCUAGAGAAAACUCUGACAUAAGUGGCUGCAAUAAAACUCAACUUGAAAUUGACCGAUCGAGUGCAGAGUUCAGGCGAUCAAGCGAGGUUAGACAUCACACACUUUCUAUGUUUGAUGAUGGGGAAUGUGAAAGCAGUGUCCUCACUGAAGAGCCAGACCUAGAGAUGCAUGAAUUGGAUCAACUCGAAGCAGAGCUCGCUACUGAAUUGAAAAAAAUACCAUGGUGUACAGCAGAAUAUUCUUACCAAGCGGGAAGUGUAACAAACCUGGAUAAGCUUCCCUGCCAAGCAUCGCAGGCCAAGGUUUCAUCUAUUGAAUUACAUGGUCCAGAAAACUCGGAAUCUCAUAAGCAUCUAUCACAUGGAGUAGUUCCGGCCGAACUAGAUCAGAAACUGUGCCAUUUGCUUAUUGAACAGCAGGAGAAUCAAAUUGUGGAGUUGGAAUCUGAACUGCAAGUUGCUCAAUCCAAGCUUAAUGAGAAAGAAUCCGAACUUCAAGCCUUGAAGGACUGCGUCAGACGCCUUACCGAGUUCUCUCUUUCGACCGUCUCAGAUGAUGAAGCUGAAGAACAUACUGAGAAGAAGCAGAACCAGAUGGGCUGUGAGGCAAUGAGAUCAGUAGUAGUGGGGAUGAAAAGACCCAUUGAAUCUGAAUUCAUGGGUUGUGGUGUAUGAUGAUAGAAUCAUAGAAAAGCUGACAUAAAAUAAGUUAGAAAGCCUGMCAGAUCUUUAACUUGCUUCCAUAACUGGCUCAAUCACGCAUGAAAAUGUAGAAUCUCUCACAAAACUGCUUCUGUGAAUCUGUGAUUGAAUAUAUUAUGUAAUAUUAUAUUUAAACA
This is a messenger RNA of Momordica charantia (bitter melon), 1680 nucleotides long. RefSeq names its product POLAR LOCALIZATION DURING ASYMMETRIC DIVISION AND protein. Gene Ontology annotation, biological process: asymmetric cell division. The record is from RefSeq and is a predicted model, not a curated record. NCBI's taxonomy places the organism in Eukaryota, Viridiplantae, Streptophyta, Magnoliopsida, Cucurbitales, Cucurbitaceae.